Molecule: messenger RNA, 654 nt
Organism: Solanum stenotomum
Lineage: Eukaryota; Viridiplantae; Streptophyta; Magnoliopsida; Solanales; Solanaceae
Product: B3 domain-containing protein Os06g0194400-like
Exons: 7
Coding region: 1-654 (217 amino acids)
Molecular function (GO): DNA binding
Source: RefSeq, a predicted model, not a curated record
AUGAAAAGCCAAGCUCGUUCUCCUUCUAAGAAAAAGGCGUUGUCAAUCAAUCAAGGGUUGCUCAAGAAAAAGGUUUUACCUCCCAAUAGAACCAACAAGCAUUGGAAGAAAGGGACAGACAACUCUGUUGAUAUAAGUUCAUCAGCCCAAUUGCAAGCUGAAAUAUUUCAAACAACUUUACCUUCUGAAUUUCCACAUUUUCUCAAAUGUAUGCUCCCUUCCCAUGUCACUGGGGGAUUUUGUUUGAGCUUUCCAAAAAGGUUUUACGUUUCUCAUUUGCCAAAACAUGAUGCCAAUGUUGUUUUGGUGGAUGAAGAUGGAGAUGAAUUUUCCACCAAGUACCUAAUUGGCAAAAACGGAUUGAGUGGGGGGUGGAGAGGUUUCUCCAUUGCUCACAAUCUUGUUGAAAAUGAUGUUUUGGUCUUCCAACUGAUUGAGACUUGCAAAUUUAAGGUACACAUUUUACGAGAAAAUUGCUUGUCUCAAAUUGAUGAUGCUGUUGUUCUUAUGGAUUUUAUUAUUGAAGCACACAAUGAAGAUCAAAAUAAAAAAAUGAAUAUGUGUGAAGCAAACAAUGAUAAAUAUUUGGAGCCUCAUGAAGAAAGAAAGUUAAGCUCGACUUGCAUGAAAGAAAGGAAGAUGAACGGCGACUAG